This is a messenger RNA of Manis javanica (Malayan pangolin), 2667 nucleotides long. RefSeq names its product zinc finger protein 213 (gene ZNF213). The record is from RefSeq and is a predicted model, not a curated record. Lineage: Eukaryota; Metazoa; Chordata; Mammalia; Pholidota; Manidae. Gene Ontology annotation, molecular function: DNA-binding transcription activator activity, RNA polymerase II-specific; RNA polymerase II cis-regulatory region sequence-specific DNA binding. Gene Ontology annotation, cellular component: nucleus. Gene Ontology annotation, biological process: regulation of transcription by RNA polymerase II.
GGCGACGGAAGUGGGAACGCAUGGGUGGCUCUGGGUAGUGGGUACCCCAUAGGCGGGACCGGCGACGCGGGCCGCCGGGUCUGAGGUCAAGUGCGGGUCUCCGGGCGGCCGGUGUCGGCGCCCCGAGGCAGAGGCCCAACGGGGCGCGCGCCGCUGGGAAGUGCCGGCGGGAGCCCGGGGCGCCUGCACCCGCUGCCCGCCCAGCCGCCUCUCAGCUCCGCGUUCUCGCCUGCCGCGUCCGGCCGAGCCGCCCUGGAGAGUGUGUCCAGAUGCUGACCCAGCUGCCUCAGGGAAUCCCUCUGGGAGACUGAAGGGCAGGCUCCUGGGCCAGGUUAAGGCCAAACCAGCCCUGAGCCUUAGCACAGGGGAAUGGCAGCCUCCCUGGAGCCUCAGGACCAGGCCACUGGGGAGGGAGAAGGGCUUCUGAUCGUGAAGGUAGAAGAUUCCUCCUGGGAGCAGGACUCUGUCCAGCAAGAGGACAGCCAAGAUUCUGAGGCCUGCCGCCAGCGCUUUCGGCAGUUCUGCUAUGGGGAAGUGGAUGGGCCCCACGAGGCCUUCAGCCAGCUCUGGGAGCUCUGCUGUCGCUGGCUGCGACCUGAGCUGCACACCAAGGAGCAGAUCCUGGAGCUGCUGGUGCUGGAGCAGUUCCUGAGCAUGCUGCCUGGGGGCGUCCAGGCCUGGGUGAGAGCGCAGUGCCCGGGAAGUGGCGAGGAGGCCGUUGCCUUGGUGGAGGACCUGCAGAGGCAACCAGGGAAAGCAUGGCCACAGGAAGCAUCCUCAGAGGAGGUGGAGCCCAAGGCUGCUGUCCAGGGACCCCAGGCCAAGGGGCCACCCCUGAAGGUGGGUGCACGAAGCCGGCUACCUGUACCCUGGGAGCAGCACAGCCAUGGUGCCCAGCUUCCUGCGUUUCUGAAAGAGAGGUGUGCCCGAGAGACGACAGACACCUGCUUCGCCUUGGGGGUCCCUGGACCUGUGACCUUUGGAGACAUUCCCUUCUAUUUCUCCCGGGAAGAAUGGGGCUCCCUGGACCCUGCUCAGAGAGAUCUCUUCUGGGACAUCAAGCGGGAGAGCUCCCGGGAUGCUGCCCUGGGUUUGGGGCCCAAGAGCCAAAGCCAGCGGUCCCAGCUGGAGGAGGCGGUGCCGGCGCUCCCGAGCCAGGAGGGCGGCGAUGGGGGUGUGUCCUGGAGCCCCGAGGUGGCCGAGGCCUGGGAGGGCGAGGCCCGGCCGGGGGCGUCCGGGGGACGGGCGGGGGGCGCGCGGCGGGGGCGGCCGCCCACGCGUCGGCGGCAGUUCCGGGACCUGGCCGCCGAGAAGCCGCACAGCUGCGGCCAGUGCGGCAAGCGCUUCCGCUGGGGCUCCGACCUGGCGCGCCACCAACGCACGCACACAGGCGAGAAGCCGCACAAGUGCCCGGAGUGCGAGAAGAGCUUCCGCAGCUCCUCGGACCUGGCGCGCCACCAGGGCGUGCACACCGGCCAGAAGCCCUUCUCCUGCUCCGAGUGCGGCAAGAGCUUCAGCCGCAGCGCCUACCUGGCCGACCACCAGCGCAUCCACACGGGCGAGAAGCCCUUCGGCUGCAGUGACUGCGGCAAGAGCUUCUCGCUGCGCUCCUACCUGCUGGACCACCGGCGUGUGCACACCGGGGAGCGACCCUUCGGCUGCGGCGAGUGUGACAAGAGCUUUAAGCAGCGUGCGCACCUCAUCGCCCACCAGAGCCUGCACGCCAAGAUGGCCCAGCCCGUGGGCUGAGGGUGCAUGGGCGCCGGCUGGAGCCGCCCAGCCUGGAGGGGGCCCCUGGGGAAGAGCAGCGGCACGGCCGCCUCCCCCUCCCCCAGCCCGUCCGGGCUGCUAGCCUGCUCUGCCCUGGUACCGGCCAACGCUCCCCAGGAAUAGAAAAACCCCGUGGUCAGCUUGCCAUUCCCCUUCCUCCUCCUGGGGUUCUCUUGCCCCCCGGCUUCCUGGGGCCCCAGCAUGUUCCUGGUCAGUGGCCUUAGCGUGGGAGAAAGGCUAGCAAGUGUGAGGGCUCCAGCAGGGCCUGGGGUCCCCGUCCAAGGGCUCCCCUCACCCUUGUUUACCCUGUGGCUCUUAUUUCCUGCCUUCUUGGCUGGGUCCAUGGGCCAGGCGCUCUGUCCUGCCCACCUGUGCUUUCUGGAAGGGAUGGAGGACAGAUCUUUACCCGCAGGGCACUGUUGGGCUCUGGGAGGGCCAGUCAGCCCACACCUAUGAGGAUGUGGUCCUGGGUGCGGCCAUAGGGGCUUUCUGGCCGCCACCCCACAUUUCCAGGCCAUGACCACUGCCCUGCCUCAGCAGUGGGGAAGCUGCCUGCCUCUGCGCUUGGCUGAAUUACCCCCUGGUGAGUGAGAGCCACUACUGCCAGUCUAGUGAGAGGGGUGGUGGCCCCAAGGACAGACGCUGACUGCAGGCCAAAAACAGGGUUGGCAGAGGCUCCCCACUGCUCCCCACUGCUCCAGAGGCAUGGGGCUGGUGAUACUUAACACUAGCACUCUGUCAGCUCCGUCGCUGACUUCCUAGGCACUGCAUUCCACGGUGUCAUCUGCAUCACAGCAGAUGGGCAUUCGCAGGGACAGACCACAGGCCCCCCAAGGGAGCUCGGCCCAGCUGGCCUCAAAAGGGCAGCAGAAGGGUUUAAAUAAAUGUGGAAAAUUC